Messenger RNA from Hordeum vulgare subsp. vulgare (domesticated barley), 712 nucleotides. RefSeq lists its product as uncharacterized. NCBI's taxonomy places the organism in Eukaryota, Viridiplantae, Streptophyta, Magnoliopsida, Poales, Poaceae. Gene Ontology annotation, molecular function: DNA-directed RNA polymerase activity; DNA binding. The transcript has 5 exons. Gene Ontology annotation, cellular component: RNA polymerase II, core complex; RNA polymerase I complex; RNA polymerase III complex. Bases 1 to 702 code for a protein of 233 amino acids. The record is from RefSeq and is a predicted model, not a curated record. Gene Ontology annotation, biological process: DNA-templated transcription.
AUGACCUUGCUCUACAAUGUGACGUUGGUGUACUACCUGUCGCACUACCUGGUGGACAUCGUGAGCGAGAAGGCCGGCCGCGUGCUCAAGCUCGACAAGAUCGACGAGAGCCACAAUUGGCUCGGCGCCGACAUGCUCGUCUUCGACUCCUGGCACUGGUGGCCGCGCUCCGGCAAGGAUCAACCGCAGGGUACACUAGAUGCAGCAAGACGUGCCUCGGCAUUUUUUCGGGUUGAUGACGUUGUUCACAAGUUAUUCACAGAGCUUGCAUACCGCUACAAUUGGCAAUGCCCCCUCCAGAUCUACAUCUUCUUCCCGAACGAGCCCAAGCCCGGCGUGAAGACGGUCAAGAGCUCGAAGAUGAAGCAGGAGAACGUGUACAAUGGCGUACUCGUCGUGCAGCAGGCGCUGACCGCCUUCUCCCGCAACUUGCUGCUCGGGUUAUCGCAGGAGAAAUUGCAGCUCGAGGUCUUCCAGGAAGGGGAGCUUCUUAUAAACAUUAAGAAUCACGAUCUGGUUCCUGAGCACGUGCUCCUCACAAAGGAGCAAAAGAAGACGUUGUUGGAGAAAUACACUGUGAAAGAAACUCAGGUCAUACAGAUUUGCCAACCCUUUGCCCACUGUAACCGACCUGAUAUUCUAAUCGAUGCAAGCAUGUCAUUAUGUGAAAUGUAUUUCUGUUUCAGCCAUGUAAGUCUUUGAUAAUCAUCUC